AUGAAUCAGAAGAAAGAUCCUAAGUCUGCUCCUCCUCGUGUACUGGCGACCUGGCUAGAGAGUGCUGCUCUGCGUUAUCUGCAAGUCGCUCUAAAUCAAUGUCUAUGUGCUGGGCAGCUGGACCUACUGGUUAGGUAUUGUGUGUGUAUAUAUAUAUAUAUAGAUAUAUAUAGUGAUUUUAAGGUCUGUGUGGAGGAAAAAGUAAUUGGGCGCAGAAAAGAAAAUAAGAAUAGACAGUGCGGCGGCGAGAAAGAGAAGAAAAGAAAGAGAGGAAGAAAGAGAGAGAGAGAGAGGAAGGAGGAGAGUGGUGAGGCUGGUUGUUGUGAGCGUUAUCCGGAGCACAAAGGCAGACGACGGCGACCUGAAAGCCGUCGGCGUCAAAGAGAAAUCGGAGACGAACGAUGUAGAGUUUUGACCCGAAACUCUAAGGUCCUCGUCAGUUCCAGGCGUAGAGUCAGUUCGUGCAGAGCAGAGGCCGGUCUUUUUCACUCUUCCGAUGACAUCAACGUCCUCGUCAGUUCCACACAUAGAGUCAGUUCAUGCAGAGCAGAGGCCGGUCUUCUUCACUCUUCCGGUGACAUCAUCGUAGGACUCUACAUUAUGUUUUAUUUAUUUAUGAAUUAGACAUGCACUAUUUAUUUAACAAUUUGGGAUUUUUAUAAAGGAUCCACAUGGUAUGGAUUCCCGAGUUGUUCUCUGGAGAUUUAUUUUAGUAUGGGAAUUUAUUGGAGAUUAUUGUAUCAGAUGAUUGGUUAUUUAAUUAUUAAUUUAGAUUUCCCUUUCAGCGUUA
Molecule: messenger RNA, 790 nt
Organism: Cornus florida
Lineage: Eukaryota; Viridiplantae; Streptophyta; Magnoliopsida; Cornales; Cornaceae
Exons: 4
Coding region: 1-624 (207 amino acids)
Source: RefSeq, a predicted model, not a curated record